This is a messenger RNA of Prorocentrum cordatum, 275 nucleotides long. NCBI's taxonomy places the organism in Eukaryota, Dinophyceae, Prorocentrales, Prorocentraceae. The record is from the annotation of a GenBank genome assembly.
CGCCAAGGAGGUGUUUGCCCGCCAGCGGGGGCAAGAAGAUGCGGCGUCUGACCGAGGAGGAGAGGGCAAUGAUGGCAGAGCAGAUGGACGGAAUGGCACCCUUCCGCAAUAUCACCGGCUUCUUCGGGUUGCUCAUGAUGGGAAAGGCUAUCCCAGACGCCGCGUUCAUGUACCUGCGGAAGCUCGCUGGCAUUCGGGGGGCCGAGAACCUCGAUUUCAACAUGUUCGGGUUCGACCUCCUCCUGGCGAUCGUCGGCGGAGGCCUGCGCGGUAAC